Molecule: messenger RNA, 1510 nt
Organism: Vollenhovia emeryi
Lineage: Eukaryota; Metazoa; Arthropoda; Insecta; Hymenoptera; Formicidae
Exons: 2
Coding region: 163-726 (187 amino acids)
Biological process (GO): cytoskeleton-dependent cytokinesis
Cellular component (GO): dynactin complex
Source: RefSeq, a predicted model, not a curated record
UCACAACUCUGCCGCUCUCAGUCUUCUCUGGUCUUCUCUCUGUUCGUUAUAGUGUUUUUUCCAAGUACGAAAGUAACCUCCAAACGCUUCUGUCAUAAUUCACCGUCCUGGCCGAGAAGAUAUUUAUUUCGCGAGCAUUUUUCGCGACACACAACCCGUGAAAUGUCGUCCGUCAAAUUGCUAGAAGACAGAAUUGCCAAUUUGGAGAAGCAGUUGUACGGACUUGGCAGAACGAUGGGGGUCGACGACCCAGCGCCGUCGAACGCCAUCCUCGACCGGCUCGCUAACGUCAACUCGUUGAUCAGCUCGGCGUUGUCAGGUAGAGAGAAACCGAACGCGCUUAUCAAGCGCCUGUCGGAGUUGAACGGCUACUUGGAGCCCACCUCCGAGGAAGUCGAUAUGCCGGCGAGCGCCAAGGCGCAAUUGUUGUUGACGAUGGAACCCGAGAUCAUGGAGACCCACAAACUGUUAACCAAAGUGGAGGAACUCAUGCCUGUGUUAGAGUCGGAGCGUAUAAAAAACGCGCCCGAAUUGAACAAGUUCAACAAGAUAUCGCUGUCGUAUCUCGAGGCUUACGACGACUCCAAAGAGCUGAGCGCUCACGUACACGAUCUGUUAUCCAAGUAUAACACGGUUAUAAAUAGUAUAUCAGAGUCGUUAAUUAUUUUAGAUAAUGCGGUUACAGCCGCGGAAAUAGCAGCUAAGCCGAAGAAACAAGUGGAUUAACAAGAUUAAUUGUUUGUCCCACUUGAGUACAUAUUAUUAAUUUAUCUCGUGUUUUAAUACAUGUUUUAAUAGUUCCAUUUUGUACGGUGCAAAUUCACUUUUAUCGUCGUAUCUUUUCGCUCUAUUUAAAUGCAUUAUUAAUUUAUGGUGUUUUAAUAUAAAUUGAUAGUUCAGUUUCUACUUCAAUUUUGUAUAGUUUACUUUUAGCACUUAUCUUUUAACUUAUUUGUCGUAGAGAUUUUUAUUUUAGAAGCAAUUUGGGGUCAGUAACAGGAAGGUAAUACCGGGCCUGUGUAAAAUACAUUUAUUUACCACUUUUACUUGAAAUAUAAAAAUACGCAUUCAUCACUGACUACGUAUACAUGAACAUACUUUAUUGUAUUUAUUAUUUAAUCUCUAUAACAAUGCGUUUUAUUAAAAAAUAGUCAUAUAUUAUAUACAUUUAUCCUACUUACUUUUCUAGUUGUAUCCAUGGUUCAUUUCAGGAAUCCUUAUUUAGGAUCUCUGAGACAAACUGUUGAUUCAUAUAUAAUGGGACAUGAAUAUGUAUCGGUCUCUCGCAUUAAAUUAUUACCUUGCAAUUGGUGUACAUAAAGUGCAAUAGAAAUAUCUAAGAUAUCACAAAAAUUAUUUUAGUUCGAUUGAGGCGAUAACAAAUUUCGUGUAAUUAUGUAAGUAGGCAUUUUGAGUAUAGAAAUGUUAUAAAAUUUAUCUUUAAGAGACCUGUUACACUAACAAAUUCUUAUACCACAUUAUUUAUAAUAAACAAUUACUUUAUACAGUA